Messenger RNA from Heterobasidion irregulare TC 32-1, 1011 nucleotides. RefSeq lists its product as uncharacterized. Lineage: Eukaryota; Fungi; Basidiomycota; Agaricomycetes; Russulales; Bondarzewiaceae. Gene Ontology annotation, molecular function: protein binding. The transcript has a single exon. The record is from RefSeq and is a predicted model, not a curated record. The annotation marks the transcript as partial.
AUGGCAUUAAUCAAAGCAUCCGCAAGCACCGAUCAGGGUGUUUUACAGACAAUUGACGAUGAAGUAGCCGCUUUGCGUACACUGAUCACUAGCAUGAAUCGACAGCGCAAUAGCUUCGCCCGCAUAUCUUGUCUUCCGCCUGAAAUCCUGAGUCGUAUAUUCUCCUUUCUGGCAGUCAUCAAUGUGCCCACUGGUUACAAUUUUUCGCCCAAGAGCGUAGGUCAAAAGCUAGGGUGGAUCAGGGUCUCCCACGUUUGCAGCUAUUGGCGGGAAGUUGCUCUCAAGGAUCCCACACUAUGGAGAUGUAUUCCUUUCCUCCUUGGUUCCCAGUGGGUGGCGGAGGCGCUUGUACGCGCAAAAGGAGCACCACUUAUUAUCGAUAUCAAGGAUCAGUUUCAUGAUAAGGAAAGAGCGCGAUCAUUCAUCUCGUCCACUCUACCUCAUCUCUCCCACGUUCAAUGCCUGAAGCUAAGCGGAUCUACAACGCAGUUCCUGAGCGCAAUACAGUCUCUUACGCUUCCCGCGCCCAUCAUAGAUUCCAUUGACUUGCAAUUUUCUGGUGAAGACAUAGUACUUCAUCUGCCUCCGGGUCUCUUUGCUCAACAUGCCCCACGCUUACGCACAGCUCUAUUUGACGACGUGAAGGCUACUUGGUCCUCCCCAAUCUUGCGUAAUCUAACUACCCUAUCUAUCUCGUUAUCCCAAAGGAAAGUUUCGCCCUCCAACUUACCUUCCCCAUCUGAGUUUUUCGAGGCGAUGUCAAACAUGCCUCAUCUCGAGCAUUUGACCAUCCGGCACUCUCUUCCCAGGCCCCUUACCGCUAUUUCCCAUGGGUAUAGCCUUACCGUCACACUCCAUCGACUUAUGAGUCUUACUUUAGAAGAUACUUGGUUCAGCUCUAUGGCAGCCCUCCAAAUCAUUCGAUUUCCCAGCACCACAGAUCUGGACCUGGGUUUGACAUUGGCACAAAACACCCGCGAAACUAACAAUAUACUCCCUCGUAUUCUCCAG